Dermatophagoides farinae (American house dust mite) is the source of this 1124-nucleotide messenger RNA. RefSeq names its product chitinase-like protein 3. Gene Ontology annotation, biological process: chitin catabolic process; carbohydrate metabolic process. Lineage: Eukaryota; Metazoa; Arthropoda; Arachnida; Sarcoptiformes; Pyroglyphidae. Gene Ontology annotation, cellular component: extracellular region. The record is from RefSeq and is a predicted model, not a curated record. Gene Ontology annotation, molecular function: chitin binding; chitinase activity.
AUGAAAACUAUCAAUGCAUUUAAUGAUCAACAUCAACCAAAACGUAUUUGUUAUUUAUUGAUUGAAAAUCAACAAAAUCAUUUAAUACCUAUUGAUCAAUUAAAAUAUUCAUUAUGUACACAUUGGAUAUUUUCGUUUGCUCACCUGGAUGAUUAUAAUGUUAAUGUUUCCACAUUGAUGGAUGAUUAUAUACGUAAAGUUAUGUCAUCAACUAAUAAUCAAACGGAACAAUAUUAUCUAAUAUCGAUAGGUACAACGGAUAUGUCGUUUGUUGAUAACCCAAAGAAAAUUGAAAAAUUUAUUGAUUCAAUCAUCCAAUUAAUGGAUCGAUUUUAUUUGGAUGGAUUCGAUUUAGAUUGGGAAUUUCCUAUGCAACGUAAACAUCAAUUUACACAUUUAUUACGAAUGAUUAGAUAUCGUUUUAAACAUAAAUUCAAUCAUCGUGGUAAACCAUACAUAUUGAGCGUGGCAUUAUCACCGGUUAUUUAUAUUGUUGAAACCAGUUAUGAUAUCCAUUCUAUUGGCCAUCUAGUGGAUUUUGUCAAUCUAAUGACAUAUGAUUUUCAUUCACCGAAUACAAUUCCAUAUACGAAUUUUAAUUCACCAUUAUAUGCAAAUCAAUUGGAUAGAUUAUAUUUUGAAUAUUUUAAUACAAAUUUUGCCGUUAAUUAUAUGAUACAAUUGGGAUUAUUGCCACAGAAAAUAAUGGUCGGAAUACCAUUCUAUGGUUAUAAAUAUUAUCUGGUUAAUAAAAAUUUUCAUAAUCUUUAUGCAUUAUCCAAUGGUACUGAAGUACCAGUAGCAUUCAAUGAAAUUUGCGAUGAUUUUCUUUUGGAUCCAAAUACAACCAUUGUUUUUGAUCAUUAUUCCAAAGUACCAUAUGCAUAUCGUGAAUAUGAAUGGAUUACAUAUGAUGAUUAUGAAAGUAUAACAAUAAAAGCACAAUGGAUUAUGGAUAAUCAUUUAGGUGGAUCAAUGACAUUUCCAUUAAAUUAUGAUGAUUAUAAUGGUGAAAAAUGUAUUAAUAAUAAACAACAACAACAACGACAACGACGACGAAGUAAACAUUAUCCACUUCAAUCCAUACUUUUUGAUAUAAUUAAUUGAAAACAAAAAAACUAAAA